Molecule: messenger RNA, 18239 nt
Organism: Patiria miniata (bat star)
Lineage: Eukaryota; Metazoa; Echinodermata; Asteroidea; Valvatida; Asterinidae
Exons: 38
Coding region: 904-16569 (5221 amino acids)
Source: RefSeq, a predicted model, not a curated record
CAAGGUUGAAGAGUUUGCCAUCAGCUCUUGAGUGUAGGUAGACGCCUUCAGGGGAUGAGCCAAAUGCAAACGACAGCAGGAGAGAGAAGAAAAUCCCGAAGAGGGUCGGUGCAAGAACACAGCCCUGCUUCACUCCGCUGCGGAUUGGGAAGGCCUCUGAAGUUUCUCCAUCACAACAGACUGAACCCUGCAUGUUGUUGUGAAAUGAUGUCACGAUGCUGAGAAGUUUUGGAGGGCAACCAAUCUUUGCAAGCAGCUUGAAGAGACCAUCUCUGCUAACAAGGUCGAAGGCCUUUGUGAGGUCGACGAAAGCGAGAUACAAAGGUCUCCUCUGUUCACGGCAUUUCUCCUGCAGUUGUCGAAGGGUGAAGAUCAUGUCCACCGUGGAUCUUGCUGCCCUGAAGCCACACUGUGUCUGGAGAAGUACGGAGAUCCUGGGUUGCCCAUGCGUCAGAAUCCCCCUCUCGGCCUUGCUGAUGGGUUCCAAAGGAAUGCGAGCAUGACGUUUGGCACCAGCUUGGCUGCAGGAGCUGCCGAAACGGUGUUUGCAAGGCACCAUUCCGCCUUCGGGGCUCCACUCCUGAUUUGGAAGGUUUACUCCUUUACACGUGGCCGUUGGGUCAGACGUUGACCUCCUCCGCCCUGGUCGUUGGCUGUCUGAUGUAGCUCAUCCGCCCAGUGGUGCAGUGUAGAUACCACCCUCUCACGUGGUUUCGCCCGCCAGCUGAAGCGGUAUACCGGGGUGUGGCACUUGGAGCCAGCACGUGAGAGAUUUAGGAGAUGGAUGAGAACCAGUGAUGCCUGUCCACUCUACCAAGAGAGUGCAGCUGACAGACAGCAAAGUAGCUGUGUGUAAAGCGUACCAGUACUGCAGUAACCAUUGAUCAUGAUGUACUGCAGUGAAUGUCACCAAGAGAUGACGACAAUUUGAUGCUAUUGACAGUGACAAUGACAGGUGGCACGCUCAGUCUUCUACUUGGCAUUGUUGGUGCGGGACUUCUUCACACUGUGCUAGGUGGGAUUGUUGAGAAGGAUGAUCAUAUCUGGCAUACUUCUAGACACUUGAUGUCAGUUGAAGAUGAGGACACAGUCACAGACGGAGAAAAUUUUCCAGUUCCUUUGCUUGAUUUCUGGGUGAGUGGUAAGUCUACUCCUCAUCAAAUCGAUGGAGGGAGUAUACUGACCUAUAAUUGGCUUCUUUAUCACAGAGUGCAACCAGAACACACUGCAAUCAAUGUUACCUUUCAGGUUGACUUUCCAUUCCUGACUUUUCACAAAGACUCUGUCAACAUCACGCUUGCCAGUCACACAUUUGGGAUCAUAAAUGGAACAGAGAUUGCUCCCAUUGAUGUCACUUGGCUGGAAAACGAAAGCAAGAUUCAACUAACUGUGGAUAUUUCUGAGCCUUUGUGGAUCAACUUAACCAAACCAUGGAGCUUACCGGAUUGCUGGUGGACACCUGGUAAACAAUGUUAUCAGACAACCUAUCAAGAUUGCAUCUUGUAUGAUGCCUCAGUAGAGCAGAACUGGGAUCCUACAUCUUGCUACCAAUUCAACAUCUCUCAAUGUCUCCCUCACAACACAACCUCCGAGUGCUUCUUCCUUCAUCCAAACGAGUGUCGCACUCGUCUCAUCAAUACCUCAGCUGAAGACCCUAGCGAGUUUCUGUGUCCCAUCCAACCUAAUACUUCCUGUAUUCAGAUCAAUGAUAGAGGGUUGUACUUUGGCCAGUAUGAUUGGACGGUGCCCACCAAAGCGCCAGUUGUGACCAGCUUUGAGAAGGAACUGUGUGGUUUAACCACUUCAGAGAUUUUUAUGUAUGAGGAAGACCACAAUGGUACCAUCUACAAUGUGGACGAAAUGAUCAGUCAAGAUUCAGAGCGUAACUGCCACACUGUGCUGAUGAAACUACAACCAGGUCCCCCAACUCCUGCACCUACUUACGACCCUUACAGAGAUCUGCCAACCACCACAGAGUAUUCAGAUGCCAAGGAAUGCAUUAAUGUCAACACAACAGGGUUCUAUUAUCCACCUCCUGAACCUAUUCAUUGGCAAGAUUUCAACUUGACUGUUCUCAUUACAGGUGAACUGAGCAAUUUUGUUGAAAUCAAUCAGAAGUUCGAGCUGAUGCUUACAGCAAACAUCAGCCAGUCCACCAGGUCACCUGCUGAUCAGUUAACAUCAGUAACAGCUACCACCGAGUACACCGUCCAGAGGCCUAGUAUCAAGCUUUACACCUACCCUUCCUUCUCUGAGGAGAAACACAUCCUGAAACAUGAGCAGGUCUUCUAUUUACUCUACCUGAGACACCCAGAGGCAAGGAAUCAUGGGAUAGAACUCACCGUGUCAUUCCCUGCAGUGGAUGGACAAGUGCGUAUGACAUUCAUCAAUGAAACACCAUGGUGGGUGAUUGGAGCUAACCUAGUGACUACUACGCACGGUGCCAUGAUCAAUGAGACAUGUGAUGAAGCUGGUCAUGCUGUUACCAUAGAUACUGUGAAAACUGUGAUUGCUGACGAGAUGCCACCAGGAAUCACAACGUCCUUCUCAUCCACGGACCCAGCCUUAGGUGUACUGGAUCAGUUGGUAUUCCAUAUCGAUCCAUUCAUCAACCUCCAGGAUCAAACCAAAAAUAAUAAGGACAUCAUCAGGUUUUGGUUCUACUCUCGUGCUUUAACCAACGUCGUCCCAGACCAAGAGUUGAGUAUCGUAGCCAAAGCCUCCUACUUGUUCUCCCGUAGUAAUUUCCACACUACUAACACGCCCACGUUGACCGUCACUGUUCAACCUUUUAUCCCUUUGAUCCCUGCUGCUGAUCCGAACCAAUCCCCUGACACAGCUGAUUUUAUUCGUUACACCUUUGAUCUAUCCCACGUCCUAGACUUCUAUGUCAAUGAUAUAUGGAUGAAUGUUUCCUGUCCAGAACUUCAAAUUGUCCCAAAUACCCUUGAGAUGGUAUUCCUUGAACCAGAUAUGAACACCACGACUAAUAGCUCCAUUGAUCUGAGCUGGACGAGUGAGACAACGUAUUAUGUGCACCUGCCAAUGUUAUCUCCUGGAGUCAACCUGAGAGGCAACCAGACAUUCCUGAUGUGGAAUAACUCUAUGCUGACACAUCAAGAGAUCAUAUGUAAUGUCUGGCUAUCUUACAGGAAGGGAUCUGAAGCACUGAUCCUCCCCUACCUUGCUGGUCUAAGCUCCGCCCUUACCCUACCAGGCAUUUCAUAUGUCUUAUACCCUCAGGAUCUGCUUGGCUCCAAUGAUACUAUGUACAUGAUGACAGUAGGAUCCAAUGCAACUUACAUUCUCAAUAUCACUUUCCCUGAGACGUCCACCGAGCUUGGUGUUACUCUGUCAAUGCCGAAUACUGUUCUUGCUGUGUAUUACGCACAUUUGAUUCAUCAAGGAUCCAGGCUAACUCUAAAUGACACUGGCAUCACAUCAGUACUGACUACUUCACAAUACAUCGAUGACUGGAACAUCCCAUCAAGAACUACUGUUAACCUGGAUUUUGGCCUGGUGGAAAACCUAGCUGACAACAAGAUCAAUAGUGCAGGAGAUAACCUAAUACUGGAGUUCAACGUGGUCCUACAGAACACCACAGGACUUGUGUCUCGAGACAAUGAGCACGUCCUGACAACCACUGUCUCAUACUCCAACGGCAAUGAUUUGAUACAGGAACAGACCAUACAUGUGUGGGAGCCUGAGGUGACGUUGAGAUUGAACAUGACCAAUGAAACCAAUGCGGGAGACCCAGGUGAUGUCUUCCAGUACCACAUCCAACUGUCUCACACGGAGCUCUCUCAAAGUCCUGCCCACCACGUUGUCAUAGAGCUCCAUCUUCCCUACAUGGCCGUCUACCAGGACUUUAGUCCCAGUAAUGACUCUCAUGUUCCUACUACCAAGAUCUUCGAUUCACUUGGGCCGUAUGAAGCUGAUGGGAAACUCUGGUUGUAUCUUUAUAAGCUGCCGUUAGGAGACGUCAUUGAUGGAACGUUCUUGAUACAGAUAUCUACCAAACUGACUGAAGGAAUUGCGUUGUUAGCAACCUCCAGAUAUCACAUGUACAGUUUCUAUCAGUGGGGUCGUGUCUACCACUUCUCUGGCAUCAGUGAGAAUGUCAUCAACAUUCGUAACGCCACUCUGAUCUUUGAUGGAACCUCCCAUCCACAGACACCUGAUAAUCAGGUGACUAUUAAUGAGCAGGUCAUGUACGCUAUGCGUGUCCCUGUUCCUCCAAUCCCAAGCAAUUUGUCUGUAGCAUUGGAUUUGCCGCGAUAUCAACUGGUCCUCAAGACAUGGGAAGUCUUGAAGCUGAAGGAGGAAGUGCCUGACCAGUUAGCAAUUGAAGAAACUUUUUUGAGGCAGGGCUGCUUUCCGAAUGAUACAGUCACAGAUGCUUGUAUUUGCACUGACUCCCCCACUGGGAAUGGUACGUUCUAUAGAGUGUAUCCUGAUUGGCUGACUAGCUGUGAUGAGAUACCAAAAGAGAACUGCACGGGGGUGAAUUUGGACAUCAUCAAUGGAGGGGAUGCUGGGAAUGGGUCCAUAGGAAACACAACUUGUAAUGGAACUAGUAUGAAUUGCACUCAAUGUGGUUACAACAGCACCGGAAAUUGCUCCGUAGCUAAUAAAACUAUUGAAUAUGAUUCAUUCAAUGUGCCCCAAGUUUGUAUCUACCAUGACUGGCUUUACGAUGUCUGUAUUCAGUCUGUUCUUAAAGAGUGCCAAAUGAACUCUUCAAUUACCGACCUAUGGAGCCACAUCUUCCAGAAAGUACCUGAUCAAGGCAGCAGUGCUAACGAGUCCUUAACCAAUCACAUGCAAGCAGAUAAUUGGAACCAAUCACAGGCCACACCCACCCAGCAAUCACAGACCAAUCACACCACCUCCUUAUAUGCUAAUCAGACGGCUACCUAUCAAAGCCAACUGGCCAAUCAGACAACUCCAAGCCCUUCAUAUGGUAAUCUCACAGCUAAUAAUCAAAGCCAACUGGCCAAUCAGACAACGGGUACUGACGAAUAUGCAUCAGGACUGUCGUGCACUGAAUUUGCUCAAGCUUUCUGCGCAGUGGCUACUUUACACCGCUGCGUCAUUCCAGAGACGGUGCACAAUGAAACUGAUAGAGAUGAUAGGAACGCAACCUGUGCAUGUAGUUACUAUGAACCGCCUCCUUUUGAGCCCACAGCCCAACCCAAAACCGAGGUUGUGUCUGUUAACGGUACCAACAUGACCACCACCCAGGAUCCUUACCUUGCAUGCAGACAUCUGAACAUCUCUGCCGUGGUCACCACACCUUCACCUAAUGUAAAUGAUACCACAACAGCGCCCUCAUUGCCCAAUGUUUGCGAUGAAGAAGAAGAGGUGUUGUUUGGGUUGGCAUCUGUCGUCCACACUGACAUUUGGUCAUCCAGAGAGGGGGCAGUUUGUACCUUUGUGGGUGGCAAUCGUCACAAUCCAUUCCACCCAGGUGUGUACUACAUAUCAGAACACCUGCCUGCAAACCUAAGUGAGGGUGGUAGCACUAUCCAGGUCACCGUUACCAUGGUGAUUCUUGACCUCCCUGAGCUUAACCGUGGUGAUGUUCUCAUUCUCAAUGCCACAUCCAUCUUCUCUUACGUGAGCUACCCCAUCCCACCAAGUGACAUCUUCAGAGAGAAUUGCACCUGUCGCAAACCCUUAGAGGAACACUGGGAUGCCCUAGCUUCUAAAGAGUGCUUCUGUGAGACGUGGCACCUUGCCAACAUGUCUGAUGAUGAGUGUAACUGCACCAGUUACUAUGUGGAUGAUGGGGACACUUACACUGGUUCCCUAUCUUGUAACUGCAUCAACUACUGCUGGGGUAUACUCUGGUACUUUUUAAACCCACCACACGUGGCAGCAUUAGAGCAUUUUAAUCCUGAGUCUUGUGACUGCCUCACCUUGAACAGUACUAUCUCAUCACAUGAUCCAGAUUCGUUACUUCAUCGUCACGUGGAUAACUGCUUGGAGCAUUACAAGAGAAACUACUCCUGUCAUAAUCUGCAGUAUACCGUCACCCACCAUGAGAUUCCACUUGAUGCCAACUGUGCCUGCCAGAAUACAACUGUAGAGGGCUCCAUUCAAACCAUGUGCUCUUGUGACACUGGUGAAAUUUUAGCAAAAUUACAGGAACCGUUUGAUAGUAAUGUGAACGUUGAGUAUUGCAUGAACAACACAGAUGUAUUUAUUGGGGAGCCGAUCCUUCACACAUUUAAUGACAGUGAUUGCUCCUGCCAAGCUUUGAAUGAAUCAAGCACUGUUUUGUCUCACACAACUCCUGAAAAUGCAACCAUUCAGUCAUACUCCACAACGACUGCUCCGUCACCAGGGUCAGUCACCUUAAGCUGUAGCUGUAGGAUGACAUGUGGUGUCGAUGUUGAGCAUGAUUGUGUUGGGAUAGAUAGCGGGAGAUGUGCUAACGUCACACAUACCCACAUCAUACCUCUCCCUAACACAACCUGUCAGUGCCAGAAAAUGUACACGGUUCCACUCAACAUGUCUGAAGUGCUGGACUGGUAUCAACUAAGAAACGACAGCGCUGAACGUGAGAUAACUCCACACUCUAACCUCACAAACUUUGGUCAUGGAUAUAGUAACUCAAGUGUUUCAGGCAAUGGAACAUGGUUUAACACUACGCUAAAUGGAACCAUUGAUACAGGACUGAAUUUCACUGAUCUGUUACAUAGCUUAUACACCUAUGAGUUGGAAUGUGACUGUCUUGAACUUGAUAAAGUUGGGUUCCACGUUGACCCCUUGAAUUGCAAUGAGCAGCCAGCAUUUGAGACCUAUGACUGUGACUGCUUUGUGCCUCCGGAUAACGAGACACAGUACAUACUUGACCACUGGGAUUAUAAUGCUACAAUUAUUGAUCAGAUGAUUACAAGGAAGUCACAUGAAGUUGUUAUAAUAGAGCCUGAACUUCAGAUCACCUUUACUCGCCAUGCGGAACCUAGCAUUGUUGACAGUAUCGAUCCAGUUGUCUUUGACUUUGUAAUCACUCAUACUGCUGAGUCUAAUGCCCCAGCAUUUAAUGUGACCCUGCAAUUAGAUGCCGUGAACUUUACCCGUACGUCUGGCUAUGCAAAACUAGAGCUUCCCUCUGAGGAACCGUCAUGCGCAGGUGGAGCCACUCUCUGUGACGUCUCCUAUGAUAACUCAAUCGGUCGUUUCCACCUGCCACUCUUGCCUGUUGACCCAACUGGUGCAAUCUUCAAAGGCUUCUUCAACCUCUCUGUAGGGAAUCACAUUGACUUUGUUGCCAACUCUCUGAUCACAGCUACGGGUAUUGCUUGGUACGAUAGCAGCUUGAUAGAUUUCCCUGGUCGACUCUACCCAUCUAUCCUGGCUUCUGACACUGUUCAAAUUGACGCUCCAACCAUCUCAGCUAAACUAGACUUCACAACAGCUAACUCCAUGAUGUUUUUCACUAGUCAGUACGGGGAUCCCCCUCAAACCUUCUCUAUUGGUGAUUAUGUCCGCAUGGAGGCUAAACUCUGGAUUCCUGAGAUCACUUUACAGUUUCUCAACUUCUCUAUGGAAGGUGUAAUGCAGAAUUACACUGCCAACUCAGGCCGGGUCCUGCUGUCAGACAGGGUUUAUCAUCGGAAUGACACGCCGUCGAUCUACCUCGAGCUAGAGACUGAUCCUGAGCCAUCAGAGGGCUACUUCUAUCCUGGAAAACAGUACAACUCUGCUAGAUUUCUGGAGACAGGAAUAUCAGUGGUGCCAGGCGUUGUAGUCAAUGAAGCAGAUAACGUCGCUGAUGACCAAGACUUCAUCUUCCUCUACUUUACUUUCCGAGUCAAGGAUGAACCUUACUGGGUCCAGGGUGUGGAGAUACCCUUCACAAUAUCAGCAAUGUACGUCAGUGACUUCAUCCGAACACCUGUCCUCUUGGAAGAUAGUAGCAUCGUGUUGACAGUUGUUGAACCUCAGCUGAGUCUCAGGGUUGAGCUUCUAGACCACCCUUGGCAGUUGGAUCAGGUCAGGCAUGAGUCAGGUUACACCUGUACAGAAAACACCUGUUGUGCAUCAGAGGAAUGCAAUCAAGGGAGGACUUGCAUAACGGCUACUGAUAAUAUGCAGGAUUGUACUACAUCAGAAUGUCGUUGCUAUUCCGGUUUCACAUCCAAUGAGGAGGAGGGAUGCACAGCGGUUGGUAGAACAGCCGGUGACAUCAUUAACUACGGACUGACAGCUACACAUCAUGUUGACUUCACAGGCAACGCUUUUGAUGUGUUCAUCCUGAUCCACUCUGAGCUUCCCUCUGAUAUCAUCCCUGACACUCAUUUCAUCAGUCAUUCACCUCCUACUAACUCUCUGGAGGUUGAUAACUACCCAUCCCUUCAGCAGCUUAGUGAGCAAGAGUUUGAGUUGUACAUCAAGAGAUUCAAUCAAGCGCAGAUGUGUGAGCGGUUUACUGUGUCUCAUCGCAUCAGACCAGAUGUGGAGGUGUUUCCUGGAAAGACUUGGAUGACUCAGGCAUCCAUGUGGUACUACUCAGCCAAACCUUACGACACACUUGUACAAUUCAACGCAGAGUCUCGUCUCUACCACAUACCUGACAACAUCACCUUCAAUCUGACUGCACCUGCUCCUAGCGCUCGUUUCUACAUGUUACCACCUGCUGCUGGGGGCUCUAGUGCCAUUGAUUUCAGCGUUUACUCCUCGUCUGAGUGGCUACAUCAAGUGACAGUCAAUCUACGGGAGGAAAAGACGGUCAGGUUUGGCCUGGAGGUGGUUGUACCUAAGAUCAAGUGCAACAUGACGGUUUUAUUGGCACUUCCUCAAGGUGAUGGGUUCAAGUUUGAAUCAGUCCGCAUCACUGAGAUGGGCAGUCAAAUCAUCUUCCCUACUGAGAAGCUUUCUAAUGAGUCCUUGACCUCUGACCUUGAUGGUAACAGGUUCUUCUAUGCUGAGUUGCCUGAUAUCUAUAGUCAGCCAUUCACAAUGGACAAGCAGAGGGAAUUCAACUCUACCAUCCAGCAACGCUUCAAGACUAUGAGUGGGGAGCAGCGACCCUAUCCCACAAUGCCUAGCUGCCUUCCUGUCAACACCACGCACUAUGAGAAGUCAGUGUUACUCGGAUGCUUUCACAAUGUGGAUCAUCACUUUGAAGUUGCUAUGGCGACCAGGAAUCAGCCAGAUCAUGUUAAUGUCACCAAAGCGAUGACGAGAAAUCUGUGCCUGAAACUCUGCAGGGAUGCCAAUUUGCUCAUUUCUGCUACCAAGAAUGGCUCUGAUUGCUACUGUGGUAACCACACUGUGUACCGUCGCUAUGCUGCUGUAGCUCAUUCCUUGUACACACCUCUCAAUCGUACCUUCCUGGAACCGUUCAUUGAAACUGUCUACUACGAUUGCAACGAAACCAGGAAGGAAUGGAAUAACUAUACCGUGACUCACACUUGUAUGGAUCAAGAUGUGUAUGAGACUUGCAAACGAGAUGCAAAUCGGAGCUGUGAGAAUGAAACGGUGACAGAAUGUCUUGAAAACUUUGCUGUUAAUUGCCAAGACACGGCAGAGCUUGUAUGCAAUGAGACGAUGAAUCCUGAAUGCCUGGCUGUGCAGGUUGAGAACUGCACUAGGAAUGAGAUGCAGUUAUGUAAUGGACUUGCUGUGAGGAAUUGUGGAGGUUUAGCUCAAGAACCGUGUUUGGAGCAGGCUAGGGACAGUUACUAUCUGAUGAAUGAUUUCAGGAUGACGGAUAUAGAACAGAAAUGUUGCGUUGAUGCCUAUGUUGGUAUUUGCACCGCUGCAUACAAUGUUUCUUGUUCGGUAAAUGAUCAUGAGAAUUGUUCAGUGGAGGUGAGAGAGAAUUGCACCAUGGAAGGCCGUGAGGUUUGCUUAAACACUUCAGGGACAUUCUGGAACCAAUCAGCGAGUCAUUGUGACUUCCCAACUGUUACUAAACACAACGUGACGACAUCAAACUGCACCUGGCAGUUGUUACAUAACUGUAGUUCCUGUAUGAAUGAGGGUUUGGAGGGUUGUGAGGCAACAUAUCCGGGAGGUUCAAUGCGAGGUUGCAUUGAGGUUGCAAUUGAUGACUGCUUUGUAUCAUGUAUCCAUGAGGAUUGUCAGGAAGAGUUUCAUGAGGUACUAGUCAAGAGGUGGUAUAGCAAUUGUAGCCGAAUGGAAGCAGAAAGCUUUGAUGUGCUGUAUGCAGCUAAUUGCAGCCAGGAUGUCACUACAUGGCGCAAUGUCACCAGGGAAGUGGUGGACAUGGAACCAGUCACGUUGGACUAUUGCAACAUAACAUGUUCAGGUGAUUGUAACUCAACAUGUGGAGGUGAGGAGUUUGUCUUGAUGUACGGACCUUUAGAAGGCUCCUUAGCACAGCAGCAAUGUGAGUGGUAUGCUGGUCUGUACAACAGUCAGGAGGAUGUUUUCAGUGUGGAGUUUGAGUUGUCCAUCACACCGCUGCUAACAAAAGACAUGACUGAGAUCCUGCAGCCUUUCAUCAGCUAUGAUCACGGGAUAGACAGAAAGCCAACUAUUCUACCGUUUGCACCGUAUCGACUUGAGGCUGGAGCUAUCUGGCUGGAUAUGAAUGUCUGGGUUGCUCCUGAUACAGAAGGAUUUGUUCCUGGAGAUGUGUUGGAGUUCUACACCGAGGUCUUCCACAACCCUCUGUCCACCCUGACAGCUAGAGAUGUCUCCAUUGUCUGGAUGUUCCCAACCUACGUUGAAUAUGUCAACUUGACUAAUCAUCAGACAUCACUACAUGAUUACAGCAAACUGCAGCCAGUGCAAGCGCUCAGAACGGACCCAACAAAAGGAUUUCAGUUCUAUGUGCCUACUUUGAGAAACACGGACAUGAUAUCAUUUCACUUCCUGGUCAAGCUUGACCCCGAGAGGGCGCUAGCACAGGGAGAGUAUCACAUGGUUGCAUUGGCUGAGACUUAUUACUUCUCAUGGGAUUUGUACAAUCCCCAUGAAGAUGAGUAUAAACACAAUGUAGUGACUCACUAUCACGACGUCAUUCCAACCAAGAUCAGCUUUGAAGUUCCCACUUCAUACACAGGAAGACCGGAGCUUGAAGAUCUCAAGUUGUCUACCUACAAUGCCCUGUAUGAUGAGGUCCACAACAUCAUGUAUGCAUGCUUCUAUAACAACACUAAGCAUGUUUAUAAGGGUGGUUGCUUUAUGACUGGUAACCUCCCACCUUACAGAGUGGAGACUCCGCCUACGUGUGCUGACUACUGCAAUUGUACCUAUUUCUGGGAUCUUCCGUCAGGUGUCAACUGUUCAGAGUUUGAACCUAAACCUGAGAAUUGCUCCUGUGGCUGUCUCCCAGAUUGCUUGGAGGAUCAAUCUGCAUGCCAGGAGUCUUGCUACAAUUGUACUUGGUGUUCCUAUGAGCAACUGCAGGUGUGUCUGACCAGAUGCAGCAAUGUUUACACCAACUGCAGUCAGGACUGCUGCCUUGACACCUGCAACUCACAGCAUGAUGAAUGCCUGCUAGACUGCAGGAAAUGCCCCACAGAACUGGAUGUUCACCACAACUGCUCUGUUGACUUAAAUUGUACGCUUGAUUGCUCCUUGCACCAUGAUUCAUGUGCAGAGGAGUGUGUCAAGCCUCCUGUUACAUGCAAUGAUAACUGUACUGCUGGAAGAUCGGAGUGUAGGAGUAUUUGUGAGGAGGUCUGUGAAGGGCAGAUGGAAGUCUAUUAUCCAGGGAUGAAUCUGAAUUGUACAUUGGUCUGUGACUGGAAUUGCGCUUGGGCGGAGAGCCGGUGCUCUAAGGGAUGCUGUUACGAUAAGUGUGACUUUAACCGUACUCUGUGUGGUGAUAAAUGCCUGUACUCAUGCAAAGAUGACAACGAUUGUGUAUCAGAAUGCUUGGAUGAAUGUAGUAACUCUUUGGAGCUUUGUAGAGUUACCUGUGAUCCUCCCAAGGUACCGUGCACUCAACCUUGUAUCGCUCAGCUAUCGGAUUGUAAGAGUAAUUGUAAUCAAACUUGCGUAGCUGAGAUCUGUGAGGUUAUCACUAGCAAAAGCAAUUGUUCUAAUGCAACUGAGACUUCAGGAAAUGGUACGUCAACUGACUUUGGCUCAUCAUUCAACUGCACAGGUAGCAAUUGCACAAACCAUAAUGGAACUACAAGUCUUGCAUCUGACUGUGGUAAUAACACAGUUGAGUAUUGCUAUGUGUCCACUGACCUGAAUUGCUUAGGCCCUUGUAUGGAAAACUGUGACGCAAAUUUUGACCAUUGUGACCAGAAAUGCUGUCUGUUGAAAUGCCCUGUGCAGAGAGCAGGCUGCUUUGAGAAUUGCUCUGAUGCUUGUGGCAUGGAUGUGGAAUGUCUUCAAGGGUGCACUUUCACCUGUGCUGAUUGGUAUGACAGGUGCACGCUGGACUGCAUCGUGCCUGCCACUGACUGUCAGCCCAAGUGUGAGUCUCAGUAUCAGAUGUGUGAUGAGGAUUGUCAACCUUGUGGUAGAAGGGUUCCCGAUUCAACACCAACUCAAUCCACUUCUGACACCAUGGGUGAUGAGUCACAGAAUCAGACUGCUUCAAACAAUAGAACCGUGGUUUCUGACAAUGGAACCAUUUGUCUCAACGAGUCUGGUACCUGUAACCGUACGCUCAACGGUUCAAGCUGCGUGAAUGGAUCGCUGAAUUGCACAAGGAACUCGACUGUAGGUGUUCCAUCCGGUACUGUGAUGCCCACCACUCCAGUCAACUGCACAGUGGAAAAAGUCAACUGCCGAUCGGACUGUAAUGAAACACUAUGGAAUUGUGUUGAUCAGUGUCCAUGCGAUGAGUCUUGUUUCAGUCAAUAUUCAACUUGUUGGUCAACGUGUUUGGGAUGUGAAUCAGUCUGCUUGGGAGACUGCCACUCAAAUUGCUCAGUCAAGUCCAACAGGUGUAUCAACAUGUGUGCAGAGCCUCUAAUCAGUCCUGUUAUAGAUUGUGCACAGAAUUGUAGUGAGGCAUUUGAUGUGUGUGUUCCUGGGUGUUUGUACAAUCUCACAGUCAACAUCACUAGAUUGCUUAACACAACUGAUGGAGGACCAUCCAAUAUCUCAGAGUACAACACAGUGACCUUCCUCAACAACACUUGUCUGGAAAGAUGUGCUGAAGCUAACAUUGAUUGCCUGGAUCCCUGUGUGGCCGCAUUUUCUGAGAAGACCUGCACUGAUCAGUGUUUUCAAGGACCUGGCUUCAAUGACUUUUGUUCAACACAGUGUCACAACUUUGCCUAUGUUUAUAGCAAUGCCACAGUGAACAAGACAUUUGAGAGUUGCUACCAGGAAUGCUUGUCUGGGUGUGCCAACUGGACCAAGAAUUCAAGUACUGUCAACAGUACUUCCAAUGCUCCUACAGAAGGUCCAUCAACUGACUCACCAAACUCUACACUUGGAGGAGCUGCCACUAGUACUUUACCUACCACUCAAUCAGUUUCUGAGAAUGGAACCUCCCCGUCAGGUACAGCCUCACCGACAACUUCCUCUCUGACAGCAACUCAUUGUGUCAGAGACUGCAGACCUGUCUUUCCAGAUUCCUUCAGCAGCUGUUCUCAUGAUUGUGGGACUACAUUCAACAAUUGCACAAUGCAGUGUGUGAUGCAGACCUCAUCUGAGAGUCUCAACCAGUCGCUGGGUUGCACUCAGGGUUGCGGUAAGGACUACAGAGCCUGCAGCCUGGAUUGUGCCAACAAUCUAGUGUUUGAUAAUUGCAGUUCAUCUUGCCAGGAUGCCAGUCUCACAUGCCUUGAUAGUUGCCACACCUGCUUGGAAUGUAGAGCUGAUUGUCACUUGGAUUGCAAUCGACAGAAGUCCCAGUGCCUUGGUGUUUGCUUUCCACCCACCUGUAAGGAUGUGAGAUCCACCUGCCUUCACAACUGCUCAAUUUGUGACUGUACAGAGGGCUGUAGCAACAACUGCUCCUUACUUACUCAGGAUUGCCAUCAAGACUGCUUGCCAAAAGAAAUCAAGUCCUGCAAAAGUGCUUUUGCAGCUUGUCACGAAGAGUGUUCAACGAACCCUACUUCUAGUGGUAAUUUCAGCACCAGUUGCCCUCUGAACUGCAGUCUUUCAUAUGCCAUUUGUGUGGAAUCCAGUUGGCCCAACAGAUCCAAGUUUGAGAACUGUACAGUAGAAGGUUGCUCUGUCUCACAGUACAAUGUAAUGAAAGAUUCUUCAUCUGAAUCCAACACAUGUAAUGGCAGUAUUGGCAAUGAAUCUGGCAGUCAGACUGCUGUUUCAUGUAGCAAUUCAACGAACCUGACUUCAUCAUGCAACAGCCUCUGCAUGGCAUAUCAAGUCUUUGACCAUUGCCAAUCUUCCUGUAAUGGAUCUAUGCGUGAAUGUCUAGACACCUGCCAUAUAUGUCAGAAUGGCACAGCAUGCUAUGCAACCUGUUCUGCUCAAUGCAUCAAUGACCAUUACUACUGCUUUGUAGACUGCUUCACUGCAGCCUUCCCAAGUAACUGCUCUAGUAACUGCAGCAUCUUUGAUGCAGCGUGUAGUUCUAAUUGCAUAAAUUGCACGAUGUGCCCUGAGUGUGCACCGACUUGCGAGGCAGACUACAUCAACUGCACCACUCUGGCAGAUGUCGGUACUCAAAUGAACUGGGAUAAUGCAACUGUCAAGAAUUUCAGUGGAUUUCAUCCAAACUGCACUGCCUAUCAUAACUGUUACAGUGUUUGCAUGAGUAAUGCAUCUUAUGAGUGCCAUGAAGGUUUGAAUUGCAGUGAUUCAAAUUGCACAAGACAGUGCCUACAGGAGUUCAUUUCUCAUAGUUGCAGCCUCCAGGAUAACUGUACAGAGUACUGGAGCUUAUGUGAAAACCAUCAAAGGAAGAGGCGUAGUGUACCUGCAUUGGACCUCUUGAAGUUGGAAUUCUCCCCACAGCAUUUAAAGAUGCCCAACUUUGAUGAGCUGUUCCUGCAUGAAAAGAUUAAGCAGAGGUUCUGGAAGGAACUCUUGACUCCAAGACAGUCUCCCAUGAGAAUGCGAGAUCAAGAAAACACCAUAGAAAGCUCCAAUGUGGUGUUAAAGAAAACUUCAUCCAGUAAAGGGAGUCAUAUGGUCGAUGUCGCUGUGUCAAUAUCUAGCACCAAAUCUCCAUCUGUUGAAGAACUGCGCAAUAACAUGUUGGCUUCAAACGUGGCCAUGCUAAUUUCCUACAUGGCAACUCAGGUCAAUCCAUUCUGGAAGUCUUCACAAAUAAGCGAUAAAAGUUUGGUAACUGAUCACAGACAGAACUUUGCUGGAUCUGGGAGUAGCAUUUACAAUCAAGUUUUCAAUCUUGUGAAUCGGAGGUCAGCUGCUCAACCCAGAGAUGAUAGUCUACCACUCUUGAAGGCCAUUCAUCAUGUGCACAGGAGAAGUGUAGACAAUCCUGAGAAUGAUACCUACUCGUAUUCUAACGGUACAAGCAAUCAACUCAACGCAACUGGAUUCUUCAAUGAUACUUAUCAGUCACACGUCGUAGAUUACAGAUAUCCAGACUGUUCAAGUAAUGUACUAUACCUUCACUAUCAGAGCUGCCUACAGAACUGCAGUAUCAUUACGCAAGUGUGUGCAAUUCAGUGUGCAAAUUUCAGUGCUUUUUGUAACGACUCGUACAAUGAUACAUCAGACUGUACAGCAUCCAAUUCCAGUAGACCAGGAUGCUCUUGUUUUAAUGAAACACUGACUAACUUGGGAUAUUGCGUUGAUGUCUGUUCUGGAGCGUGCCGAGAUGUUUGCGAGGAGUUCAGACCAGUGGAGCAUAAGGAGUGCUAUGAUAAUUGCAACGAAACCAUAAUGUACUGUAGUGGAAGGAACCAGACAAGCCGGUGUGAUUUGGCAAGCAAUUCAUCAACUGCAGGUGGAAGUGGUAAUGUAUCAACUAGCAACACAACCUGCUCAGUUGUCACAAAUGGCAGGUGUGAAUCCAACUGCAGUGAUCUAUGUGCUCUCCCUCAACGUACUAACCUCACAACAUGUCAGCAGCAUUGCAAUCAGAUAUCUUCAUUCACUGACUGCCUACAAAUCUGUGACAAUUCCACCUGUUCAGAGAAUGUCACCUGUAACUGCACUUGUAAUUGCUCCGCCCUUCCUGAGCUUUGGACCAAUCAGAGCUGUUCUUACUUGGAGUGGACCCAUGACAUUCAGCCUUGUGUUUUGAAGAGAACAACUGAUGUUUGUACCUGUGCUUGUGGUUGUGUGAAGAUGGCGAGGAAGUAUGUGACGACCAGAUGGAGAGCAUUACAUUCCAAUGUAGGCAACCUCCUUGGCAUAGAUCCCACUACCAACACACUAUACGCACUCUCUCAUCAUGGCUUAGCUAUCCUACGAAGUCAUGACUACGGGGAAUCAUGGCUGGCUGUCACGUCAGAUGUCUGGAAUUCUGCACUCAAUGGAGAGACGUUUGUUGCUUCCACAAGUCUGAUCAGGGAUACUCUGAUGGAGAUGGAGCCCAGGCAAUUUAUCUUUGCUUCUGGUUAUUGGAAUGACACAUGGGGAGUUUCUGGAGUUGGCGUUCAUUGGUUUGACAACAGCACCAAGGAGUGGAAUGUUGCAGGUACCUGGCAAUGCUGCAAGGCUCAACCAUAAGACAGCAUCAAACGACUACAACCAAUUCCACAAAUCUUUAAUGCAAUGGCGGAACUCUGCUUGUGCCACAAUAAUAAGCGAGUUCAGUAUUGCAACUGCGCAUGUGUACAUCAUGAUUUGCCAUGUUUUCUUUCGGGAUUUCAUUUCAUUAUAAAGAUUUUAUUGUAUUCGUGCAAAAGCAUAGCAUGGUAUCGGGAAAAUUGAAGAGAUCAUUAUGUUCUGAAGUAUAACAUUUUGCAAAAAGCCUUAGGAAAGCAAAGAGUUUUUAGGUGUCUUGUGUGUCAAAACUUUUGUGCGGACGAAAAGUCUAUCUCUUUUUUAUUGCAAAAAAAUUGUAAAGAAUGCAUAUUUGGUUCACAUCCCCCAUAGCCUUGUGUGCAGUUAUCUGCCAUGGUUAUACCAAAAAAAUAUUGUCAAAUCUUGCUGUGCACGAGACUAUUUUGGAAUACUGAAUUGGCUUAUUGCAUAAGUUGUGCAACAUGCACACCGCCCAACAUUUCACCUAUAACACAUUUCACAAAAGUCCCGUAGUGUGUAAGUUCACGACUUACAAUUACAGCGUAACUUGCGCAUUAUCUGUGGCGUAGCCACUGAUAUGACCUAUUUUAGAGGUAAAUUGUCAUCGUCAUGGAGUCAUUGCACUUCUAAGGUUGAUACAAGACACUCACAGUUUCGUGUUUGAGGUAUUAAUCACUAUUUUACUCAUGCAGAAAUUUUAGAGUUGCCGCACCAAAAAGGAAGAAAUUACUUUUAAAAUGACAGGCCGAGAUGAUUCAAUGACUGUUUACAAACAGCUUGCAUAAUUCUUUGUCCAAUAUGUUUAGAUUUAAAACAUUGAGUUUUGUGAAAUCGAUAAUAAGUUUAUUGCGCAGCUGCACGCAACAAAAUCAAGGCUGUGAUUGGGCAUACGUGAUUGGAUGAGGCUUAGUGGAUCGAUCUAGUUUCAGCAAGAUGUGACGAUGAAAUGGAAUGUGCCUUUUAUAAUAUCUGACUUGUUGAUUAAAUAAAAUUAACUUUACAAAUGAAAUUUACCUUUUGAACAUUUUUACAGAUUUAAUUUGUUACACCUGUUAAACUUGUUUUUUACAAAUGUUUUGAAAUACUAAAAUGUUAGAAAUUUACACACAUGUACCCCCAAUUUGAACAUUUUUACAGAUUUAAUUUGUAACACACGUUAAACUUUUACAAAUGUUUUGUAAUAUUAAAAUGUUAGAAAUUUACACAUAUGUACCAUGUGGUUCAUAUAUAUGUACAGUAUUUCAUUCAUAAUAUUUCAGAUAAAAGCAUUACCAAUGUACACAUUGGUACUUGUACAUAUUCAUGUACUUUGAAAACUCAUCAAUAUUCUACGAUAGCCCUUGAAUUUAUAAUACGGAAUUAACUGAAUUAUAGAAAAACUGGCUUGUUGUACACGUCCAGUAAAAUGUCAUGUUUAUUUCUAAUUGAGCUACAAAUUUACAUUUACAUAAUUAUGUACUAUGUUUGGAAUCUUUGUAUCAAAAUAAAUGGCAAAUAAUUACAAGGAAAAUUUCUAUUUCAGUUAAUUAAAAAUAAAGUAUUUACAAUGUUUAAACAUGGCAUUCAUUGCAAUGUACCAUAUUUCAGUCCCAUGUUAAAUCAUGUUAAAUGUUACAGUUGUGGAUGUUCAAUAAAAUAAAUAAAAACUUCAU